Messenger RNA from Xiphias gladius (swordfish), 2465 nucleotides. It is a transcript of the gene nubp1, whose product is annotated as nucleotide binding protein 1 (MinD homolog, E. coli). The transcript has 10 exons. Gene Ontology annotation, biological process: iron-sulfur cluster assembly. Gene Ontology annotation, cellular component: cytosol. Lineage: Eukaryota; Metazoa; Chordata; Actinopteri; Istiophoriformes; Xiphiidae. The record is from RefSeq and is a predicted model, not a curated record. Gene Ontology annotation, molecular function: ATP binding; ATP hydrolysis activity; 4 iron, 4 sulfur cluster binding. The coding region runs from base 117 to 1085 and encodes 322 amino acids.
AAACGGCACCUCUGUUACCACAGAAGCAGGUACAUACGACGGCCCCGAAGUUUCAUGUCGUGCGUAUCCGGAACCAUCGAAGGGGGCAGACUUUAACGGGAGCACACUGUGUAAAGAUGGCUGACGUACCAGAUAAUGCUCCAGAACAUUGUCCAGGUACAACAAGUGAGCAAGCAGGAAAGUCAGCGUCAUGUCAGGGCUGCCCCAACCAGAAGCUGUGUGCUUCUGGAGCCACCAAGGCUCCCGACCCUGCCAUAGCAGAGAUAGGAGCGAAGCUGUCAACAGUCAAACACAAGAUCCUUGUGUUGUCUGGAAAAGGAGGAGUAGGGAAGAGCACCUUCAGUGCUCACCUGGCCCAUGCCCUGACAAGUGACAGCACAAAGGAGGUUGCCCUGCUGGAUGUAGAUAUCUGUGGUCCAUCCAUUCCAAGGAUCAUGGGAUUGGAAGGAGAACAAGUUCACCAGAGUGGCUCAGGCUGGUCUCCUGUGUAUGUGGAUGACAACCUGGCGGUCAUGUCUAUCGGCUUCCUGCUCAGUAGCCCCGAUGAUGCUGUGAUCUGGAGAGGACCCAAAAAGAAUGGGAUGAUCAAGCAGUUUUUGAGGGACGUUGACUGGGGGGAGCUGGAUUACCUCAUCGUGGAUACCCCCCCCGGCACCUCUGACGAACACCUGUCAAUUGUCCAGUACCUUAGCUCCACCCACGUUGAUGGAGCUGUCAUAAUCACCACACCGCAGGAAGUGUCCUUGCAGGAUGUGCGAAAGGAGAUCAGAUUUUGCCAGAAAGUCAAGCUGCCAAUCAUUGGAGUGGUGGAGAACAUGAGCGGCUUUAUCUGUCCUAAAUGCAAGAACACAUCACAGAUCUUCCCUCCCAACAGCGGAGGCGCCGAGCAAAUGUGUGCGGAUCUAAAUCUGCCUCUGUUAGGUAAAAUACCUCUAGACCCGAGGAUAGCACGAAGCUGUGACGAGGGCAAAUCUUUCCUCUCUGAAGUACCUGACUCUCCGGCUGCUAAAGUCUACCAGAGAAUAGUGCAGAGUAUCCAGGACUACUGUUCCAACCGUGUGACAGAAGAGCAGAGCACUACCUGAAGACACUCCUGAUGGGGCCCAUAUAGAAUGACAACGCUGACACGGAUCACAUGGAACACACAUCAGUAUUGCCUUUUUUAUCAGUGCUCGUCAGAAUUUUAUCAGCAACAACAUCAUUGUAAUUGAUGACAGGCAGCAGCUUCGAUAUGAGGUUGGUGAGCUGGCCAAAUAAGCACUUGGGCCCAGUUUCGAAUAUCGAUUCCUGCAUUACAACUCGUUCCUCGUGAAGACGUAAAUCUCUAAAAACAGGUCACAAAUAUAUACUUUCAAUUUCAAGACAGGUUAAAUAAUUUCCUAAAACAGCUGGGCACCAGCAAGUUUUUACCAAACGUUACCCUUAACAGGAGUGAUUAGUACAUUUGCUCGGGACUCUUCUCAGCUGUGGAUUAAUACACAAUUGCUCAAGUGAGUGUUCACGGCUGCAGAAUAGUGUUUGCGAUAUUGGCUCAAAAUAAACUGCAGUAAUAGUAGUGGUAGUGAAAGAACAUGCCACCCAGUGCAGUGGUGUGGCUUAUUGAUGUGUUUUAAUAUUUUUUGGACAUUAGAGAGACAGAAAGUGUCCCCACAGAGAGUGCUUGGCUGUGGGAUCAAUUCAUUUUUGGUUUUAGUCUUUUUAUGGGAUAUGUUGAAAAUAAGAAAUACAGAAUAUCACUUGGCUUAUCCUUAUGUAAAUUCGGGUACAGGUGGGGGAUCUGUGCAGUACCAGAGGCUCGGGUAAAAUCACACAUAAAUAAACAUCCUUUACAAGAUGAAAACUGAUCAAUUUUCUUCCCCAAGUACCAUCUAGUAUUUGGGGAAGUUAAAAACCUUGAUGAUGUAUUAAUUCGAGCAGUGGUGACAUUUAAACAGUUCCUUAAAGGACAUUUUUGCUGCCGAGAAUUGUGUUUGUGGAUCCGUUGGCCCUCGUUGUCACUGUUUGCAAUGAAUCAAUAGUACGCAGGAAGAGAGUUAAAUGAUGGCACCAAUAGCUGGCAUUUUAACCCAGGUAGGCUACCAGUUGACAAAGUCCUCUGAAUACAGAGCACAGUAUCAGCAGCGUUUUAUGAAAUUUUGGCUUCUCAUUUGAUUUUGCUUCUUCAGUGAUUGUAAUCAUUCCACCUUCCAAAUCAGCAGAGUUUUGUAGACAGAUAUUAAGCUUCUAUCUAAAGUUAAGUUUAUAUAACGAUUUGAGUAACUCUGUUUUUUCCUCAUUCAUAAUAAAUAUACCAGCAACAACACAACCUGUAAAGGUUGAUACCCUGUUUUGAAAACUUUUUUCUAUGAUUUGAUUAAUGAUUUGUUGAAAAUGUGUUUUGGAUAGAUGUUUUGUGUGAUGUACAUGUGUUGACCAAACAUGAAAUGGCCUUAAAUGAUUUUCCUAUUAAAUUUACCGAACCCUCA